CCGAACCGGCUCGAGAGAGAAACCCUAGCGUCCCCUCAUACUUAUAAACUCAAUCUACUUGCCAAACCUCAUUCCUUGUUGCAGUCGCCGAGUGCCCAUUCCAUCUCCAGCUCCAUCUUUGGUCUGCUCCUCCUCUCAGCAGGUAAAGGUAAGCCAUCAUGGGUCGUGUCCGCACCAAGACCGUGAAGAAGUCCUCUCGCCAGGUUAUCGAGAGGUACUACUCUCGCAUGACUCUGGACUUCCACACGAACAAGAAGAUCCUGGAGGAAGUUGCCAUCAUCCCAUCAAAGAGGCUCCGAAACAAGAUCGCCGGGUUCUCCACCCACUUGAUGAAGCGCAUUCAGAAGGGACCCGUCCGUGGGAUCUCAUUGAAGCUGCAGGAGGAGGAGCGCGAGCGCCGCAUGGACUUUGUGCCUGAAGAGUCGGCCAUCAAGACCAACGAGAUCAAGGUUGACAAGGAGACCCUUGACAUGCUUGCUUCUCUUGGCAUGUCCGACAUUCCUGGGCUCGUUGAGGUCGAGCCGCAGGUUAUGAUGCCUCCCCAGGCUUUUGGCCGCGGUGGACCAAGGAGGUACUGAUUUAGGCCAUGCAAUUGCUGUGAGAAGAAUGGAGACGUUUUUGUGGUUGUCUGAUUUUUCUUUCGAUAGUGGGUUAGUAUUUGUUAAGGACUAUGUUGAAUUAAACUAGUCAGCUGGGUGUGUUCAACGUCGACUUUGAAGCAUGAUAUUUUGAAUUUUGAGCUGCAAUACAAUUUCCUUUCGCGUUCACCAAGCC
Eucalyptus grandis is the source of this 774-nucleotide messenger RNA. RefSeq names its product 40S ribosomal protein S17-2. NCBI's taxonomy places the organism in Eukaryota, Viridiplantae, Streptophyta, Magnoliopsida, Myrtales, Myrtaceae. Gene Ontology annotation, biological process: translation. The coding region runs from base 159 to 578 and encodes 139 amino acids. The transcript is spliced from 2 exons. Gene Ontology annotation, cellular component: ribosome. The record is from RefSeq and is a predicted model, not a curated record. Gene Ontology annotation, molecular function: structural constituent of ribosome.